AUGUUCGCCCGCGCCUCGACCCUCCUCACCGCCGCCCUCCUCGCGAGCACCGCCCUCGCCGCUCCCUCCGCUGUCUACGACUACUCGCAAUGCAACGGAGGUGAAAUCCAAUGCUGCAAUAAGGCUCAGAGCACCAAAGCGCUCGAGUGGACUACCACUCGAUUGAUUGGGCUUUUGGGGUUGGAUUUGAAGGGGAUUACGGGUCUUGUUGGGACCGAGUGCACGGCGAUUAAUGUGGCUGGUGUUGGUGGUGGAUCGAGUUGCACGCAGCAGAAGGUGUGCUGCACGAAUAAUAGCUUCAGUGAGUGA
Messenger RNA from Coprinopsis cinerea okayama7#130, 309 nucleotides. RefSeq lists its product as hypothetical. The coding region runs from base 1 to 309 and encodes 102 amino acids. Gene Ontology annotation, molecular function: structural constituent of cell wall. Gene Ontology annotation, cellular component: fungal-type cell wall. The transcript has a single exon. NCBI's taxonomy places the organism in Eukaryota, Fungi, Basidiomycota, Agaricomycetes, Agaricales, Psathyrellaceae. The record is from RefSeq and is a predicted model, not a curated record.